Zymoseptoria tritici IPO323 is the source of this 3816-nucleotide messenger RNA. Its product is annotated as ras guanine-nucleotide exchange protein. The record is from RefSeq and is a predicted model, not a curated record. The coding region runs from base 1 to 3816 and encodes 1271 amino acids. Gene Ontology annotation, molecular function: protein binding; guanyl-nucleotide exchange factor activity. The transcript has a single exon. Gene Ontology annotation, biological process: Ras protein signal transduction; positive regulation of GTPase activity. Lineage: Eukaryota; Fungi; Ascomycota; Dothideomycetes; Mycosphaerellales; Mycosphaerellaceae. Gene Ontology annotation, cellular component: plasma membrane.
AUGGCCCACAUCAACACCCAACACGUCGAGGACCAGCCUUCUGAGUCCGAGUCGUCCGCCGAAACGCGACCUUCGACCUCGACUUCCACUUUGAUCGCUGGCAUCCGAUCACGACACAAACCACGACCUUCACGAUUACAAUCGCCGACUGCCGUCACAGCAGGCUUCGUUGCGAACAUUGCUGACCCAGGCACGCCUUCUGAUGAGUCCAACGCAGACCACGACGAGAUGGAGUCGCCGGUGAACCAGUCGCUGUUUCACAACUAUCUCCGCGCAAUGCAUCCCUUCGACCCGGCCGAUUCGAAUACGAUAUCCGACGACGACGAUGCGCUAUCGACCGCCGCGAUCAAAACUGGCGACUUGAUUUUGGUGCAUUGCGUGCACGCGAAUGGCUGGGCGGAUGGGACUGUCUUGAACACGAGCGUGCGAGGAUGGCUCCCCACAAAUUACUGCGAGGCAUACGACCAUCCAUACCUCCGCAAUCUGUUGAAUGCGAUGACACAAUUCUGGGAUUUGAUAGGAGCUGGAGAGGAUGCGAAUCUGUCGACUUUUGUGCGCCAAGACUACAUUCGAGGGCUGAUCGCGGGAGUGAGGCACCUGUUGGAGCGCGCGGACUGUCUUCACCGGGACUCUCCCACUGUCAAGCAGAACGUCGGUGUGCGACGCAUGCGAAAGGGACUGCUCGCAGAUCUGUCCUCUCUCGUGCAGAUUGCGAAGAGGCUGCAAGAGACAAUCAGCGAGCCGUUCGCCGGAGAAGUCAUUCCAUAUCUGUUGGACGACCUCAUCAACAAGGCAUUCAAAGUGGUCAACCGUGCAGUGGGCUUCCUCGAUGUCUGGACGCAGGAAGUCAGCGUGAAAAGGAAUGAGAUCCACAGGUUCGACGCUCCUCGAGCACGGCUCGCCAUCAACACGCAAGACACUUACCGAAGACCACCAUACGACACGAUCGACUCCGCAAAGCAUUUCCCGGAACAAAUACCUUCGUAUAACCAUCAGCGAGAUCUCUCAGCAUAUGACGACGAGCUAUGCGAAAUGCCAGUCCGUAGGUCCGUCGCAUUUACUCCACCGGACGGCUUUGCGGCGCAUCGCAUGUCACUUGUGUCAAAGGAACCCACCAGCGCCACAACCGGACCAUUGGCUUCGGAAAAACUGGCCAAGGCACAUGAUGUGUGCAUAAGCCACAUUGGCGCAUUCAUCGGACACCACUUGCACUCUCGUCCGUCGUCAGAACUUGUGGCCACGACUGAGCGGCUGGUGGCAGCUUGCAGGAGCAUGCUCGCUAUCAUCGAUGAGGUCUACGCACAUGACCCGAAAGCAUCAUCACAUGUCCAACAAGUGAAGUGCGACUUUGAAGCAAAGGUCGAGCAGCUAGCCUUGACUACACAAGACGUCUUCAGAUUCUCCGACUCACCAGACGAAGAGGUCGUCAUGCUCCCAGAGCAGACCGACCAUCUGAUCUCUGUCGGCACAAGUCUGAUCCGCAACACCGGGGAAUGUGUCGUCAAGACCCGUCAGCUGAUCGAACAGAUCGGUGAUUUUGAGUUGAAGGCCUGGUCGGCGACACCAGCAUCGGCCCAGGAGACGGCGAUUGAGAUUCCGGAACGUGUCGACAGCAUUCCCGUCGUCUCGCCACGACCACUUUCGACAUCACUUCCUCUUCACCAACAUCGCGUGUCGGUCAAUCGAUUGUCGGUCAAGCUGUUGCCACCACCGCCGUGUCGACCGGCGCCGAGUCCCAAAGAUCAGCAAGAGUUUCUCGCCGUUGGUGACGAGAAUACCGACCUUGCUGUGCACUCUCCCGCGGAAACGAACUCUUCCUUUACAUCGACAUCGACUAGGCCGACGUCGAAGCAGUCGAUGCCACCACCUCCAAAGAGACAGUCGAGGACGCUCACCGCUGCAGAAGCUCAGAAGAGCACCGUGUCCUUCCGAUCGGACAACUCUUCAGCAGCGUCAGCUCGAAAGAACAGCGUCGGUCAGUCCACUCAAAACAGCGCGAGAGAUUCCGGCAUCUCCGAAGCGUCCACUCGCGCCACCACACCUGAUCAUGCCAAGGACCUGCCCACUCCGGAGACCAGCAUGCUGAGCAGCUUCGCCAGCCUGUCAAGUCUACGAUCACUGUCCGAUGACAGCGUUGACCCAGAAUCACUCCUCGCCAAGACAUACGCCAACGAACUAACCUUCAACAAAGAGGGCCAAGUCACUGGUGGCAGCCUCUCCGCUCUGGUGGAACAGCUCACAUCCCAUGACUCCGCCCCCGACGCUCAAUUCGUUACUGCCUUCUUCCUCACCUUCCGCAAAUUUUCCGAACCUCGAGAAUUCGCCCAAGCACUCAUCCAUCGCUUCGAAUACAUUGGUGACAGCCAGGCCAUCGGCACACCCGCCCGUCUUCGCGUCUACAACGUCUUCAAAGGCUGGCUGGAAAUGUACUGGUCUCCCGAGGCUGAUAAGGACGCCUUGGGCGAAAUCCGGUUCUUUGCCUUGCAUAAAUUGAAGCAGCACCUCCCCUCCGCUAGCGAGCGAUUGAUAGAACUCACCCGCCGUGUGACGGAAGCAUACCACACCAACACGGAAUACGUCAGCAAAUCUAAUCUCGCCUAUUCCGUCAAUACGAACGGCUCUCUUCCCGAGCCCGUCAUCUCCAACAAACAACUCAAUGCCCUCCGAUUGGCUGUUGGCGGCGGCCAACCCAUUUCCAUCACGGAUCUUGAACCCCUCGAAGUCGCCAGACAGAUUACGUUGAUCGUCAUGAAAGUCUACUGCGACAUUCACCCGCAGGAACUCUUGAGCAUGGACUGGUCCAAACCAAACACCAAACGCGCCCGGAACGUGCGGCGCAUGUGUUUGCUCAACACGGACCUGUCGCAUGUCGUGGCUGAUACCAUUCUAGCGCCGGAUAGUCCCAAGGCGAGAGCGGGCGUGAUCAAACACUGGGCAAAAGUCGGCGUGGCCUGUCUGGAGUUGCAGAAUUAUGAUUCCGUGAUGAGCAUCAUGUGUACCAUCAAUUCGAGCGUGGUGAAGCGGCUGAAGAAGACGUGGGAGUUCGUGCAUAAGAAAACUCAUGCGCGGUUUGAGGAGUUGGAGAAGUUGGUGGAUAUGUCGAAGAAUUAUACUUCCCUCCGGAAACGACUGGACGGACCGACGGGUGCUGGGGGUUGUCUGCCUUUUCUCGGCGUCUAUCUUACCGAUCUGACGUUCGUCAUUGCUGGGAACCCGAAACGAAGGGAGUUGCCUGGGACGCUGACGGCUACGGGACAACCACUGAGUGUCAUCAACUUUGACAUGUAUGCGAGGAUCUCGAGAAUUAUCUCCCACUUGCAGAGAUUCCAGAUGCCGUAUCAUUUGAAGCCUGUGCCGGAACUGCAGAGUUGGUUGGAGGCGCAUCUGGAGAGGAUGAGAGUGGGAGCGACUGAUGUCAAUCAGGUUCUGCAUGAGAGGAGUUUGGCAGUGGAGCCGAAGAUGGAUGAUUCGCAGGCUUUGGCUGGAGCAGUCGCUGGCGCGGGAGGGGUUGGAUUAGGAUUGGUGGGGUUGGGGUUGGGAGCGAAGAAGGGAAAUUCCGCUGCGCUCUCUGGAGAGCCGGCGGUCAACGAGAGGCCAAAGACGAGUAGUGGACGGAGUGAGAGUGGAGCGAGUUCGUUCAAGCAUGCGGCGAGCGCGGAUAUGAUGGAAAGAUUUGGGACCCUUUGGAAGGGUGGUGGGUGGAGGAUGGGGAGCCAUGGGAGUGGACAUUCGGCGGCUAGCAGUCCGACUGUUGAGGUUAUGAGUCCGGGUUUGAACGGAGGUGAGGAGGAGGCGAGGAGAGGGGCGAGUCGGUGA